Arachis duranensis is the source of this 3564-nucleotide messenger RNA. RefSeq names its product lupeol synthase. The transcript is spliced from 22 exons. The coding region runs from base 1081 to 3348 and encodes 755 amino acids. The record is from RefSeq and is a predicted model, not a curated record. Lineage: Eukaryota; Viridiplantae; Streptophyta; Magnoliopsida; Fabales; Fabaceae. Gene Ontology annotation, cellular component: lipid droplet. Gene Ontology annotation, biological process: triterpenoid biosynthetic process. Gene Ontology annotation, molecular function: intramolecular transferase activity.
GCCAAAAUCCCUUCCUCCAAACCAGCAGCAAACACACAAAACCUUGAAGAGACGAGAACCAGAGAGAGAUCAGAGAAGAGGAGAGGGGAAGAUGAAAGACGGCGCCGACGGGCAUCACUGCCGCCGCGCCGUCAUGUUGCCGUUGUAGGAGAGGAAGCCGCGAGCCAUAGCCACGUGACGGAGGAGAGAGUGCGUGCGCAGGGGAAGAAAGAGCCACCUAGAUCGCUGCCACCGCGUUGCUCGGGACCGUCGCAUCCUCGCCGCCAGCUUCGUCGGAUUUAACCGUCAAACCCUCUUUGCCGCCGCCGUUGGAAUCGCGAACAGGAGAGGGAGAAGAUGCGAGCCAUGGCCGGAGGGGAGAAGACGUCGUGUCUGGUAGCUGCCGUCGUGUUGCCGCCGUCGUCCUUGUCAUAGAGUCAGUCGCCGCCACUUAUGGUAGUCAGAGAGAGAGAACUCGAGAACAGAGGAGAGAAAGAGAUCUGGGACAGAGCUGGGAUGCAACCACCGUGCCCAGCCGCUGUUCGUGUCGUAGGCGUCGCCUUCGCCGGAGUCGCCAUCACCGUGACCUUGUUGUUUCGGGUCAACCAUGUCUCUGCCUCUGAUGUACCUUGUCAUGCUAUAUCCAUUGGAACUGCAGUGGUUGGAGCUUGUUAUUAGAGAAAGCAAUGUGCCGCCACCGCCUUCUAGUCUGGUCAGCAUCAUCCUCUUUGUUCCAGUUCCAAUGCCAAUUUCUGUUUCUUAAGCCUUUGUCGAUUUAUCUCCUGAGCAAUCACUAUUGGUGUUGAGAUCGUUACUGUUGCUACUACUAGAGUUGUGGGUGAUGCAGCAGCCGUUCUGAUCAUUGAGUAUAGCACAGUUGUUGCCAAAACCACCGCCGAGACUACCGCUGCUUGAUUUAGCCGUUCUUUCUUUGUUUUGUAGUUAUAUGUUGCGAUUAGAGUUGCUGUGGUUACUGCGAAAGUGGCUUGGAGCUGAGGUUGCGGUUGCCGAUGAUUUCGGGUUGAGAGGAAAGGUUCUAUUGGCGCAUUUGGUUUAUGUAUUCCACGAGUCGAGGAAAAUAAAUAUAAUAUAUAGUUGAGGAUGUGGAAGUUGAAGAUAGCAGAAGGAGGAAAGAACUUGGUCUCAGGGAACAAUUUCAUAGGAAGACAACAUUGGGAGUUUGAUCCAAAUGCAGGAACACCUGAAGAACGUGCCGAGGUUGAAAGACUGCGCCAAGAAUUCACUAAAAAUAGAUUUUCCAUCAAACAAAGCUCUGACCUCUUAAUGAGGAUGCAGCUAAGAAAGGAGAACCAGUGUAGCGCAAUGGCAGAAGCAGUGAAAGUGGGAGACAAGGAAAAUGUAACAGAAGAAGCACUGAUUACAACAAUGAAAAGGGCUCUCAGUUUCUUUUCAUCCAUUCAAGCCCAUGAUGGCCACUGGCCUGCUGAGUCCGCUGGCCCUUUAUUUUUCCUACAACCUUUGGUAAUGGCACUCUAUAUUACAGGAUCCCUUGAUUAUGUUUUAGGACCAGAACAUAAAAAAGAAAUCAUUCGGUAUUUAUAUAAUCAUCAGAACAAAGACGGUGGUUGGGGGUUCCAUAUAGAAGGUCACAGCACAAUGUUUGGAUCAUCAUUGAGUUACAUUGCUUUGAGAAUACUUGGGGAAGGACCCGAAGAUGGUGAAGAUAUGGCAAUGGCUAGAGCUAGAAAAUGGAUCCUUGACCAUGGUAGUUUGCUGGCUAUUCCAUCGUGGGGCAAGUUUUGGGUCACGGUGCUUGGGGUUUAUGAAUGGUCGGGGUGCAAUCCACUAGCACCAGAGUUUUGGCUUCUACCCAAAUUUGUUCCUUUUCAUCCAGGAAAAAUGUUGUGCUAUUGUCGGUUGGUUUAUAUGCCAAUGUCAUAUUUAUUCGGAAAGAGAUUUGUGGGAACUAUUACCGGCUUAAUCAAAUCUUUGAGAGUAGAAAUGUACAAUGAACCUUACGAACAAAUCAAUUGGAAUAAAGCUCGAAAAAAUGUUGCAAAGGAGGAUCUAUACUAUCCACAUCCUUUGAUCCAAGAUUUUUUAUGGGAUUUUCUCCAUCAUGUGGGAGAGCCUUUGCUAAAUUGUUGGCCUUUUUCUAAGCUUAGAGAAAAGGCAUUAGAAAUUGCAAUUAAUCAUGUACGAUAUGAAGAUGAAAACAGUAAAUACCUUUGCAUUGGAAGUGUCGAGAAGGUUUUGUGUUUGAUUGCGCGUUGGGUUGAAGAUCCUAAUUCAGAGGCCUACUAUCUUCAUUUAGCUCGAAUUCCAGAUUAUUUUUGGCUUGCCGAAGAUGGCUUGAAAAUUCAGAGUUUUGGUAGUCAAAUGUGGGAUGCAGCAUUUGCUAUACAAGCAAUACUUGCUUGUAAUCUAAGUGAAGAGUAUGGACCUACACUUAAAAAAGCUCACCAUUUUGUCAAGGCUUCACAGGUUAGUGAAAACCCUAGUGGUGACUUCAUGGCAAUGUAUAGACACAACUCAAAAGGUUCAUGGACAUUCUCAAUGCAUGACCAAGGUUGGCAAGUCUCUGAUUGUACAGCUGAAGGAUUACAGGCUUCACUCCUAUUAUCAGAAAUGUCAACUGAUCUAGUUGGAGAAAAAAUGGAACCAGAGAGAUUUUAUGAUGCUGUUAAUGUCAUUCUUUCUCUACAAAGUACUAAUGGCGGUUUUCCCGCUUGGGAACCUUCUAAAGCCUACCGUUGGUUAGAGAAAUUCAAUCCAACAGAAUUCUUUGAAGACACUCUCAUUGAGAGGGAGUACGUAGAAUGCACAGGAUCAGCAAUGGAAGCCCUAGCUCUGUUUAGAAAGCUAUAUCCAAACCAUAGAAGAAAAGAAGUUGAUCAUUCUAUUGCCCAAGCAAUCCGCUACAUUAAAAACACACAAAAUCCUGAUGGCUCAUGGUAUGGUUGUUGGGGUAUUUGCUAUACCUAUGGAACUUGGUUUGCUGUAAAGGGACUGAGAGCAUGUGGAAAGAACUAUCAAAACAGUGCUUCAUUGCGCAAAGCAUGUCAUUUUUUGUUGUCAAAGCAGCUUCCUAACGGUGGUUGGAGUGAAAGUUACUUAUCAAGUCAAAACAAGGUGUAUACUAAUGUAGAAGGCAAUGAAGCAAAUUUAGUUCAAACUUCAUGGGCUUUGUUAUCUCUUAUUGGUGCAGGCCAGGCUAAGAUUGAUCCAACACCUAUACAUCGUGGAAUAAAGAUACUAAUCAAUUCACAAAUGGAAGAUGGAGACUUCCCACAGCAGGGAAUAACGGGAGUGUUUAUGAGGAACUGUACCCUAAACUACUCAUUAUAUACAAACAUGUUUCCCAUAUGGGCUUUGGGAGAGUAUCGCCGCCGAGUUUUAUAUGCCUGAAACUAAGAAAACUACAAGAUUAUGAUGAUAUAUAUGUCAAACAUGACUCACAGAAGAGGAAGAGUGCGAAUCUUGACGAUUUGCAUUUUGACUGAGGAAGAAGAGGAAGAGUGCGACAUAAUAAACGUGUGCGUUGGACGCUCGAUUUUAAAGGAGUGGUGCGUGUGUUUUUUUUUUUUUUUGACUUGGGCCAACUUGUAUAACUUGUGAGCCAAA